AUGGUAACGCACUUGGAUACGUUUCAGGCAUCCAUAAGUCGUUUCGAGAAGAAUCAAUUUUUGCCCUAUGACAAGUUGGCUUCGAGGCUUGAGGUCGUCAGGCAGAGUGAAAAACUCCUUUUUUCACAUAUCGACCAUCCCGAAAGCCAGGAACUGGUUCGUGGAAAAAGCUAUCUCAAACUGAGACCGGAUCGAGUUGCUAUGCAAGAUGCGACUGCACAGGUUGCGCUUAUGGCAGUUUUGCAGUUUAUUUCAUCAGGAUUGAAUAGAGUUUCUGUUCCUACCACAAUUCAUUGCGAUCAUUUGAUACAGGCGGAUGAUACCGCAGAAAAUGAUUUGAAGAAGGCGAAGACCGUUAAUCAAGAGGUAUAUGAUUUUCUUCGUUCUGCCUCAGCAAAAUACGGGAUUGGCUUCUGGAAACCUGGUAGCGGAAUCAUUCAUCAGAUCAUACUCGAGAAUUAUGCCUUUCCGGGGCUGCUUUUGAUUGGAACUGACAGCCACACUCCAAACGGAGGAGGGCUUGGCGGCCUUUGCAUUGGCGUUGGAGGCGCGGAUGCGGUAGAUGUUAUGGCUGGACUUCCCUGGGAAUUGAAAUGUCCUAAAAUCAUGGGCGUGAAGUUGGUUGGGAGUCUCAGUGGUUGGACAUCAGCUAAAGACGUCAUUUUGAAACUGGCCGACAUAUUGACCGUUAAAGGAGGAACUGGAUAUAUUGUCGAAUAUUUCGGACCAGGAGUGGACUCAGUUUCUUGCACAGGAAUGGGAACUAUAUGCAAUAUGGGUGCCGAAAUUGGGGCCACAUCCUCCUUGUUUCCGUUCAACAAGAGCAUGGAAAAAUAUCUUGCUGCUACUGGAAGGAAAGACAUUGCCGAUACAGCUGUUAAUUAUCCAAACUUGCUGUCUGCUGAUCCGGGAGCUGAAUACGAUCAGCUCGUGGAAAUAAAUUUAUCUGAGUUGGAACCACGUCUUAACGGUCCGUUCACACCCGAUCUAAGUCAUCCGAUGGCCGUUCUUGGUCAGCAUGCUAGAGAAAAUGGAUGGCCCCUUGAAAUCAAAGUUGGCUUGAUCGGAAGUUGUACCAACUCCAGUUAUCAGGACAUGACACGAGCGUGUAGUGUCGCUAAGCAGGCGCUGGAACAUGGAGUGACUGUUAAGUCGAAAUUUUUGGUCACACCAGGGUCAGAGCAAAUCCGGGCUACAAUAGAGCGAGAUGGUAUUUCUGAAAUAUUUCGCAAAUUUGGUGCCACUGUGCUUGCUAACGCUUGCGGGCCAUGCAUUGGACAAUGGAAUAGAAAAGAUGUAGCGAAAGGAGAAAAGAACACCAUUGUUUCUUCUUACAACCGGAACUUCACGUCGAGAAACGAUGGCAAUCCAAAUACGCACGCUUUCGUUGGCUCUCCGGAAAUCGUGACUGCACUUUCGAUCGCAGGAACGCUAAAUUUUGACCCUACGCGUGAUUACAUCAUUGGAGCCAAUGGGGAAAAAUUUAAACUGAAGCCGCCAACUGGAGACGAACUACCUGCUAAAGGCUUUGAUCGUGGUGAGGAGACGUACCAGCAACCUCCAGAGGAUGGUUCUUUUCUCAGCAUCGACGUGAACCGGAAGAGUCAGCGUUUGCAGCUGCUUCAACCGUUUAAACCAUGGGACAGAAAGGACCUAACUGACAUGGUCAUAUUACUGAAGGUUUACGGCAAAUGUACAACCGAUCACAUCAGUGCAGCUGGACCAUGGCUGAAAUACCGGGGACACCUCGAUAACAUUUCCAACAAUAUGUUUAUUGGAGCAGUAAAUGUCGAGAACAAGGCUAUGAACAAGGUGAAGAAUGUUUUGACUGGAGAAUGGGGUACAGUGCCUGACACUGCCCGGUUUUACAAGAUGAACAAUCUGAAAUGGUGUGUUAUCGGCGACGAAAACUACGGCGAGGGAAGCAGCCGCGAGCAUGCAGCCCUCGAGCCGCGACAUCUUGGAGGCUACGCAAUCAUUGUGAAAAGUUUUGCCCGCAUUCAUGAAACGAACUUGAAGAAGCAAGGGUUAUUGGCACUGACUUUCGCAGAUGCGAAAGAUUAUGAUAAAAUUAUGCCAUCUGAUAAAGUGUCCAUUACCGGACUGGUCGAGUUUGCCCCAGGAAAGGCGUUAAAAUGCAUUCUUUCUCACACUGAUGGCACAACGGAUGAUAUCUGGUUGAAUCACACGUACAACGAAGAACAAAUUCAGUGGUUCAAAGCAGGGUCUUCAUUAAACAGAAUGGCAGAAGUUUUAAGCGGCAGAAAUUAG
Molecule: messenger RNA, 2271 nt
Organism: Soboliphyme baturini
Lineage: Eukaryota; Metazoa; Nematoda; Enoplea; Dioctophymatida; Soboliphymatidae
Source: the annotation of a GenBank genome assembly